This is a messenger RNA of Plenodomus lingam JN3, 393 nucleotides long. RefSeq lists its product as uncharacterized. The record is from RefSeq and is a predicted model, not a curated record. NCBI's taxonomy places the organism in Eukaryota, Fungi, Ascomycota, Dothideomycetes, Pleosporales, Leptosphaeriaceae.
AUGACGGUCGCUCGACCACCAAUUCAUGACAUUCUGCAGCGUAGAUUGCUCCAUCUCGACUGCAGCGCUGACCUCCAGCCCUAUUCGCGAAACCUUGGCCCAGGCGUGCAAGAGAAGGCAUUUCAGUGGACUAGCGAUGUCCUGAGGGCCCAGCUGGAAGAGCAUCGCGAGUUCCUGCUCCGUCAGCAACAACAUGAACAGGGAACACUGAAUCCCAUUUUGCAGUCUCGCACUCCUGUAGCUCCCGGUCCAGAGAGUAUGCCACGAAGUCACGAUACGCACGCGCACAUGCACGCCACACCAUUGUUUCGCCCUGUUAGCCAGCCACAGCGCACAGCCUAUCGUUCGCCAGUGGCCACCCGCUCCGAAAACGCACACUCCAAUUCCUGGUAA